Messenger RNA from Metopolophium dirhodum (rose-grain aphid), 1524 nucleotides. Its product is annotated as DNA ligase 1-like. NCBI's taxonomy places the organism in Eukaryota, Metazoa, Arthropoda, Insecta, Hemiptera, Aphididae. The record is from RefSeq and is a predicted model, not a curated record. The coding region runs from base 1 to 1524 and encodes 507 amino acids. The transcript is spliced from 3 exons.
AUGUGUCAGCCCGAGGUCAAUAUAUGUACAAAUACGAAUCGAGAUCAAGGGCUCUUUCAUGAACAGCAAACGUUGAACACUGAACUGUUGGAGCUCAACGAAUGGACGGAACAGAGAAUGAACAAGCAAAUGAUGCUGCACAACCGGAUGGUGGUAUAUUACGAUCGGAUGUUGACAAAAUGCAACGUGUACGAAGAGGAAUUGGAACGAACUCGCACGGAAAAUGCACGUUUCAAAUUCACCUCACAGUGUCUGAUGGACAAGAUCAAAGAAUUGACCAGUACUAUUGUCAAAAAUUCUUCGAUUAAUUCCUUAAAUAAUGAUGAAGUUAACGAUACUAAUAAGGAUGAAGAUUGCAAUAAAGAUAACGAUCACGAUAAAGAUAACGAUCAAGAUAAAGAUAACGAUAAUGAUAACGAUACAGAUUCGAUAGCUACAUACUUGGAGGUGUGUUCCAAAACUUUAAUAGACGAAGUUGGCGCAUACAAGGAACGGGUCGAGAAUGCGACAAUAGAGUUGGGCAAUCUCAAAGACCAGCUUACCAGGUCAGUGGAAAAGCAGGUGUGUCUUAAGGAGUGUGUGGACGAAUUGACAGUGCUGUCAAAAACAGAACGGAUGAAGCGGGACCAAGAUGAGCUGGAACUGCGGACGACGGUGGACCGACUGACGGCUGAGCUUGUCGAGGUGCAACAGGAAAUGAGCCGAUUGCAGUCGGUCGAGGCUGAGAUAUCAGUCAAGUUGAUGCACCGUGAAUCUGAGCAGGGCGAGCUUGAUGAAGUGGUGCGUUCAGACAAUGCCCGGCUGCAGGCUCAGCUGGGGAAGAGUGCAAUUGAGGAGGCCGCGCUGCAAUCGAAGCUAUACGAUCUGGAGCUGGAGCUGUCCAAGCGAACGGAAGCGUCAAAAAUGCAGCAGGAACCGUAUCAGGUCAGCUUUGGCAGCGAGUCGAUAGACGGCUCGUCUACGUCAUUGAUAAUGUACCAGUGUAAUCUGUCCCGAACGAGCGACGAUCAAGUGGCCAGUUUUCCGGACCUAGGACGCGGUGACGACCAAUUGAUACCGUGUUUGUUGUCGUCAACAAAGAGCUGCGCCGUCGCUGAGAACGCCCAACUACCGUGUUCGCAAUCGACCAACGAUGACUGCCGACCAUCGUGUUUGGAUUCGACUAACGAUGACCACCAACCGUCGUCUUCAACGUCAACUGCUGUGCAAGGCAGCGCCGAGACAGCCUCUGAUCCAACAGAGGAUGAGUUGAGUAAUCGUCGUUUGGCUGAAAUUAUUAAACAAUAUGCGAGCCAGGACGACGAUGAUUGCCCCGCUGUGCAAGGUAGCGCCGAGACAGCCUCUGAACCAUCACAGGAUGAGUGGAAUAAUCAACGUUUGGAUGAACUUAUUAAACAAUAUGCGACCCAGGACGACGAUGAUUGCCCUGCUGUUCAAGGCAGCGCCGAGACAGCCUCUGAACCAUCACAGGAUGAGUGGAAAAAUUUUCAUUUGGCUGAACUUAUUAAACAAUAUGAGAGCUAG